Messenger RNA from Drosophila grimshawi, 630 nucleotides. RefSeq names its product NHP2-like protein 1 homolog (gene hoip). Gene Ontology annotation, molecular function: RNA binding. Gene Ontology annotation, cellular component: nucleolus; box C/D methylation guide snoRNP complex; small-subunit processome. The coding region runs from base 165 to 548 and encodes 127 amino acids. The record is from RefSeq and is a predicted model, not a curated record. The transcript is spliced from 2 exons. Gene Ontology annotation, biological process: maturation of SSU-rRNA; ribosome biogenesis; mRNA splicing, via spliceosome. NCBI's taxonomy places the organism in Eukaryota, Metazoa, Arthropoda, Insecta, Diptera, Drosophilidae.
UACAAUUUCAGUGUUAAGCAACAGCAGAAAUAAACCAACGACGCACGUGUUUCUGCAAACGUUUUAAUAUUAACUCUGCCCCUCAGUGAAGCACACAGGCCGAGAGGUUGCAUUUAAGUUUUUGACGAAAUCUACACAGAAAAAAGAUAACAAAAAUCACCAAAAUGACCGAGGAAGUGAAUCCCAAAGCAUUCCCACUGGCCGAUGCCCAAUUGACCGCCAAGAUAAUGAAUCUGCUGCAGCAGGCCCUCAACUACAACCAGCUGCGCAAGGGAGCCAACGAGGCAACCAAGACACUGAAUCGCGGCUUGGCUGAUAUUGUUGUCCUGGCUGGCGAUACGGAGCCCAUCGAGAUUCUGUUGCACUUGCCGCUGCUGUGCGAGGACAAGAAUGUGCCGUAUGUGUUUGUGCGUUCCAAGCAGGCAUUGGGACGUGCCUGCGGCGUGUCCAGGCCCAUUGUGGCCUGCUCUGUGACCACCAACGAGGGUAGUCAGCUGAAAUCGCAGAUUACCUCCAUACAGCAAGAAAUUGAAAGGCUGUUAGUUUAAGUUGAGAGGCGACUCUCGAAAUCCGUACAAAUAUGUAAACUGUAAUAUUAAUAAAAAAAAAAAUAGUGUAUUUUUUGUAAUA